This is a messenger RNA of Necator americanus (New World hookworm), 450 nucleotides long. RefSeq lists its product as uncharacterized. The transcript is spliced from 4 exons. Bases 1 to 450 code for a protein of 149 amino acids. The record is from RefSeq and is a predicted model, not a curated record. NCBI's taxonomy places the organism in Eukaryota, Metazoa, Nematoda, Chromadorea, Rhabditida, Ancylostomatidae.
AUGUCUGCACUCAUACCUCAAACGCUGUGGCUUCGCAGUUGGAACCGAGUUGGGACCGUCGCAAACUGCAGCGAUGGAUGGUGCCAGCAAGGGUGUCACCACGUUCCUAGCCGCUACGCUCCACCGAAGCCCCUCGAGAGAAGCGGUGUACGCAAUUGUUUACGUGCUUGCAGUCGUUUUGACCCUACUGUGAUUGAAAAUCAAUACGAAAUGCAAGGGAAAUGUCGAGCGGCAGCACACUCUGGUACUGCCUUACGAUUCCAUUACAAUUUCACGAAAAUCUAUGUCCAAACCCAGACGAAAAAGAGAAAAAAUGGAUGCAUUGCCGGGUCGAAACGAUGUGAACUAUGGGGUAAUAGCGUUGCCCGAGACCGUUUUGACCCAAUUGGAGUUUUUGUUCAAGUGGGAUUCGAAAUUUUGCCUUUCGCAUUAUCAAAUACAUGGCAUUAA